Molecule: messenger RNA, 1404 nt
Organism: Penicillium antarcticum
Lineage: Eukaryota; Fungi; Ascomycota; Eurotiomycetes; Eurotiales; Aspergillaceae
Product: nicotinate phosphoribosyltransferase
Exons: 4
Coding region: 1-1404 (467 amino acids)
Biological process (GO): NAD+ biosynthetic process
Molecular function (GO): nicotinate phosphoribosyltransferase activity
Source: RefSeq, a predicted model, not a curated record
AUGGGCAACGAGUCCCAGCUGCCAGCAGGCAUCGUCACCCUGCUGGACACGGACCUGUACAAGCUGACGAUGCAAUGUGCAGUCCUAAAAUACUUCCCAGAUGUUUGUCAGUACUCUUACUCCGAACUGGGCGAUACCCAAACUGACACACGAGCAGCGGUGACAUACGGCUACACAAAUCGGACCCCGCACAUGAAGCUGCGCCGCGGGGCAUACAAAUGGCUCCUGGAACAGAUGGACAAACUAGCCAAUGUCCGCGUAACAGCGGAAGAACGCCAAUUCCUCCGCGAAAAAUGCCCUUACCUAAACGACGCGUACAUCACCUUCCUCGAAACCUUCCACCUGAAACCGGCGGAACAAAUCGAAAUCAAAUUUAUCCCGGUACAAGAUACAGGCAGCGAUGACGACGAAGGCAAUAUCGAGUACAUCAUCAAGGGAUUGUGGCUGGACACGAUCCUGUACGAGAUCCCGUUACUGGCGCUGACCAGCCAGGCCUAUUUCAUGUUCACCGAUAAGGACUGGGAUUAUGAAAAUCAGGAGGACAAGGCUUACCGGAAGGGCUGUACGUUGCUUGAGAAUGGGUGUGUCUUUUCUGAGUUUGGAUCGCGUCGUAGACGUGAUUAUCACACUCAGGACCUUGUUAUGAGGGGUCUUACUCGUGCUGCAGAGGAGGGGAAGAGACAGGGUUGGAGUGGUGUUCUGUCUGGUACUAGCAACGUUCAUUUUGCCAUGAAGUAUGGUGUACCUGCUGUUGGGACUGUUGCGCAUGAAUGGUAUAUGACCAUUGCGGCUAUUACAGAUGAUUAUGAGAAUGCCAAUGAGUUGGCGUUGAAGUAUUGGCUGGGUUGUUUCGGGGAGGGGGUCCUUGGUAUUGCGCUCACCGAUACUUUCGGUACACCUGCUUUCCUGGAUGCUUUCAAGAGGCCAAUCUCGGUGCCGGAUCAGAAGCCUGAUCCAUCUGCUAAGAGCUAUGCUCAGGUUUACACUGGUAUCCGCCAGGACUCUGGUGACCCGACCUACUUUGUCAAGAUGGCUCGUGAUUUCUAUGAUGGCCAGGGUAUCUCCGAUACAAAGGUCGUUGUGUUCUCAGAUUCCUUGGAUAUCGAGCAUUGUCUUGAGUACAAAACCAUCGCUGAAGAGGCAGGCUUCAAGCCUACCUUCGGCGUUGGAACAUUCUUCACCAAUGACUACGUCAGUAAAUCAAGUGGUGAAAAGUCCAAGCCCCUUAAUAUUGUCAUCAAGAUCGCAACCGCAAAUGGCAGCCCCGCUGUCAAGCUCAGUGACAAUAUGGGCAAGAAUACAGGUGACCAGGACAAAGUCCGGGAAGUCAAGAAGAAGCUUGGCUACGUCGAGCACUCCUGGGAAGAAGGCGAUGAAAGCAAUCGCUGGAAAAAGCAGGAAUGA